Molecule: messenger RNA, 3907 nt
Organism: Amphibalanus amphitrite
Lineage: Eukaryota; Metazoa; Arthropoda; Thecostraca; Balanomorpha; Balanidae
Exons: 6
Coding region: 193-2637 (814 amino acids)
Source: RefSeq, a predicted model, not a curated record
CAGCUCGUCAAGGCGCAUCGAAUGAUAUACAUGUUGACCUUGAGGUCACGUGACCUGAGGUCAACCUUUGACAUUAACUUUUCGAUGUCAACACAUAUAUGAUUCGAUGCGGAUUGACGAGAGGAUCACGAUGGUUUGGAACUUUUAUUAGGUGCUUACUGCCUCAAGAGGAUAACGCAGUAAACAUGUGUGAUGACGGAAGUAGGUAUACCAAAAGAAGCCGAGUUUGUUAACAUGGAAGAAUCAGAUGUGCAUGUUAAACGCCAAGAUGUGUCUGGUGAACUAGUGGAUAGUGACAUGGAUGGUGACAUGAGUAGGUUGUGCAAAGUUGGUCGAGUUGAGAAGGUGUUGACGGACUUUUGUGAAGGGGAUGACAAAGGGCAGGUGAGAGAGUCCAUCUGUUCCAAAAAUGCACAUGAGGUCAGCUCGAAUCUGUCAUCGGGAACCGAACUGAGGGCGUGCAAUGAAGGCGUUGACAUUCGCCUUCCACGGUGCGUUCGGAACGUAAGUGUUCCUGGAGGCAUUAAAGUCACCAACAACAUCGUUACAGUUUCAAAACGGUUCUUAUACUUACUGUCAAUGAGUACCGGCUGUCUACGAGGCCGUGAUUUUUUGGCUGAGCUACGUGAACAUUUGUCAGAAGACGGCCUCCGUGCGGAAUUUGAUAAUGCUACGGCUAGAUAUCUGAACAGGGUGCUGAAAGCGAUCCACGACAAUUUGAGGACUCGCUCCGAAGGCGGGCGCCUUUAUUGUGUGGCACGAUACCAAAAAUUCUUUGUUCAGUUCCGAUGCUACUGGAGGGCUCCGGACGCAAAUCACGGCGGCAUCCGUGAAGUGGCCUCCGAACGGCUCACUGUGCCGAUGCAAGGUACGACCUUUGGCAAGGAUAGCCUGGAGGAGGACGAUGAGCCCCCAGAGUUCAUAGGCCCUGACGAUGGCGAUGAAGUCAACUGGCGAGCGUUGAGUGAAACCACUAGCCAUCAAUCGUUGUGCACCAGUGAGAUGGAUGAGAGUAGCGGUGAGCAAUUGGAAAAUCGCUCUGAGAGCUUUGGCGUGUCUACUGAAGGAAUGCGUUGCAUUAUUCAGUCAGAAAGUUGUGCACCGUCUGUGAAACCUGUUACUGGUGAGCCAUCAGACGUGGAGAUAGUUAACGAGCUGGCGUGCAUCAAAGAGGAGCCAGUCAGUGAGUCCACAUGUAGGGAAAAAUCUGAUGAGAUUACCUUGUGCACGGAGCAAGCGAACACAGCGAGGGAACAUGCAGUUACCAACAAUUCGCUAGGUACCAUCGCACAACCAUCUGAUGUCGUCCUCCCGCGCUCUCUGAAUGAAGACCUGAAAAUUGCCGGUGGCAUCCGUAUCGAUAACGAUGUUGUCACCGUCUCCAAAGGAUACCUUUUCUCACUGGCAGUGCGUGACUCUCUAUGCACGCCGCGAUGGUGCAUCAAUGUUCUUUGUAAGCACCUAUCACAAAUGCGGAAUGGCCUACGCGCUGAACUGGACGCGUGCACGAAAAGUUUUCUGCGCAAGUUUUUCCAGCAAACCUUGCGGUGGCGACGACCGGCGCCUAGCUACUUUCCGAAGCACAGAAGAGCUGCCUUAGAUCACAAAUACUGCCAAUUCUCUUGUGUGUGGAAGGAUAGUUCGCUGGAGGAGAGCACUCCGGAUACUGUCGAACGGCAGGGUGAUGAACCCGGACGAGGCAAGCACAGUGCGCCACCCAGGCGCUCCCAAAGAGAUCGCAAGACGCAAGAACCAUGGCUGUCGCUGCCGAAGCCGACCGAUUUCGAAACAAUCGUCAAACCCAGAAAACGGCGACAAGUUCCCAAAGUCAAGCAAGUCAAGCCUGUCCGUCGAGGACCUGGACGUCCAAAGGUAGAAAUGGAAUCUCUUCCGAAUGGGUUCGGCGGAACUCAUCCCCGUUCAUCGAUGAAAGUCACAAAGGGCGGCUCAGUGGUGACUUAUCUGCGCAGAGACCGCGGCGAAACCGUUCUCGGCGGUGGAUCUCUUCGGCUGGACGUGGAGAGGAGGUUCGCGACUGAGGAUCCUCUGGAAAUCUCUCCCAGCGCUACGGACCCGGCCAUCAAUAGCGCUGCCACUGUUCCAGACGGUUCAGCCGCAGGUAACCCGGCGCAGGACAACUCAGUGGCGACUCAUCAACGAAGAGACCACGGCGAAACCGUGCUCGGCAGUGAGUCUUUUCUGCAGCACGAAGAGAAAGAAGCGUUUUCGACCGGGGAUCCUCUGGAAAUCUCUUCCAGCGCUACGGACAUGGCUAUCGACAGCGCUGCCACUGUCCCAGAAGGUGUACCCGCAGAUCUGCCUCUUAAAAUCCUGGGGAAGUCUGGCCAGCUCCUAGACUGCCGAGCUCGUCGUUUGGUGAAUGCUGAGGGCGGCUCCCUGCUUGCUGUUCUGAUGCCGGUCGCAACAUUUAGUGUCACAGCCGGCUCUGACGACACCCUCAGCCCGUCGGCAGGCAUCGCCACGUCAACCGAAUCUGAUCCUGCGAGCGAGCUCUCGAUCGAAGAGCCAUCGGCGACAGAGGAGCCGUUCUACUCACGAGUCAAGGCGGUGCCAUGUGGCCCAUCAGAUCCUCGCAUACCUACCAUCAAACGUGGCCGACGAAGAAGAGCCAAGUGAAGGAGAUGCUUUCAAAUCGCAUGCGGCUACUGCGAUCACUUCGUGAGUACGUUUCGACUCAAGCUGACAUAAUGUGUGAUGUGUAUCACUUCGAGGCAAUUCGCAGCGCCCAGAACGUCAUUUCGUACGUCAAGGAGUCCCUGAUGAAAUCCGGUUACUCCUUGCUGUGUGAGGGUGCGGUGCAACUGGCGCAAUCAUUACUUCAAGAUUUUUAAGGCCGCCAGCGUGGGACCAAAUGGAUAGCCAGGCAGACUGCGAAUGUGACAAUGGCUCGGGCAGUGGCACAAAGAGGCACUGGAAGGAGAGGACACCGGGUGUUACGCCCGACUUCGGUUAACUGCUCAGUGCUCAGAUCCCCCAAAUGCCAAUGCCUUAUUUUAGUUAGCGGUAUGAUUGAAAUGGAUCGUAAUGUGUGAACCUGUUGUGAACGUGCGGGUGUUGGAGUACCCGAUGCUGCUAUUGUGUUUUAUGAUGGGAUGGGUAAUUACGUUGUGAAUGAGAUAUUAACGUGUUAAGAGCGAAGGAAGGAUAGUGGAUGGUGCAGUUCAUUUAUGAAGAAUCAUUUUGUUUCACUGGCAACGUUAGUGAAUGACAGCCACUAAGUAAGGUUCCAUGGUUUUGCGACAAGAUGCACUUUCAGUGGUGUUUGACUUUUUUAGGAAUAAGAACUGUUGAUAACUGUUUGGCUUAAAAUAUACUUUAUCUUUGUCAUAUUACUGUUACUUGUUUACCAUGUUAACGAUGGUCCCGAUUUGUUCUCGCUUCUAAAAUGAUCAUCAUUGAAAACAUCACAAAAGAAGCAGUGGAGCAGCUGAAGCGAGAGAAGCAGCAGUUCUGCAGUUCUCAACCUUCUACUAAAAUCGUUCUAGAAAUGUCCAGAAUCGUUUUCCGGCCUCCUGGUAAUUUUUGUCCAUUCUGAAGUUGGACACAUGGUUCAGAGAUUCUUUUUUCAUAAAAUUGCUUAUGAUGCACACGGGCGAGGGUUCUGCCUUCCGUCACUCUUACGGUAAUUGAUCGUGGUAAAGCCGUGAGUGGUGUCUUGUUCACUGAUUCGAAGAGCAUUAAAAAUGAACGCCAAUCACCUUUUAAUUCUGCAAGUUUCAAGGUCUCGCUGGGACAUCGUUAGCGUGCAUCUACAUGUAGUUACAUUAUGUGCUGUGCCUCUCGUGGGGGCUAACUCAUUGUUAUUUUUUUUAUUGAUCGCCCUGUAGUUAUAAAUGAACCUCAAUUGCGUUAUGCUUGAUGACUGCAAUAGACUUCAACGAAUGUG